Molecule: messenger RNA, 870 nt
Organism: Parnassius apollo (apollo)
Lineage: Eukaryota; Metazoa; Arthropoda; Insecta; Lepidoptera; Papilionidae
Source: the annotation of a GenBank genome assembly
AUGUGCUUGAAUGUGGCAAUAUUAUUAAAUGUCUUUAACUUGUUUAUAACAGUACAAUUUAUGCUCUUCAGGAUGUGGACAUUGAUAUGGUACUCGAGUAUUCUCGCUAUUUUGGUGGCUGACAUACGAACGGGUGCACUGAAAAGUAUAGAUAUACCGCCACAGCGGUGUUACGAGUGUGUAAAUGCAAACAGUACGACACAGUGUUCUUUUCAAAAAGCUCCUGUUUUAUGCCCCGCACAACAACCGCUUUGUGGAACAGUAGCCGUUGGACCAAGUUUUACUUCAUUUCUCAAAUGUUUACCCGCCUUCAAGACUACUUGUUCUAUAAAAGUUACUACACACGCAACAUUAAAAAUGUCUUGUGUAUGUACUGAACAACUUUGCAAUGCGCCUUUCUCAAAAAAUAUUCAAAAUGAACUGCUACAUUUUGAAAAGGAUAAAUUAUUAGAAAACAGCAGUGACCUAACAACUACUUUUUUUAAAUCUCUCAAACUAGAAAAUGUAACAGAUCUAUACAAAACCAUUACAUUCAAUGAACAAAAAGAAAAGAAUAUUUCGACGAAUAACAAUUCGACACCGCCACCUGUUUUAAAAUUAACAGAACUACCGUUAGUGAAUUUUAACAAUUCAAUCAAAGUCGGUGCUCCACAUGCAGAGCAGUUAAAGCACGAAGCGACGGUGCCGCCAGACGAUGAUGAGGAUGAAAGUGAAGGAAGUGGAUCAUACGAGGAUUCUAGAUCACAAAAAAAUCCACCAUCUGCCCCAGCUGCACCUAGUUCAUAUCUACCAGCAGAGGAAAACAAAGCGUCUUUAGAUUUCAUAAACGCUUUAGCUGUAGUACCUUUAAUAAUUUGUAUUAUCCUUUAA